This is a messenger RNA of Effrenium voratum, 1217 nucleotides long. The record is from the annotation of a GenBank genome assembly. Lineage: Eukaryota; Dinophyceae; Suessiales; Symbiodiniaceae.
AGUCGAUUGGCUCAAGUGCAUAGCUUUGCUCGGAGCGCCGUUCGGAGGUUCGACAUCGGGGUAUGACAGAAGAGCUGGAGAGUCUCGUGCCGAGCACACUCUCGAGACUCUCGCAUGUCAGUGCACGACCGCUGUCCGCCGUGUGCAUUUUCGGCUGCGGGGUGCUCACUUUUGUGGCCCUUGCAAGCGCGAGAUGGGCUGGCGACGCGCCGCUUGCCCCGAGCGAAUCACUGGAGGCAGCAGCUAUCACGAGAGCCUGGGAGCCGGCUGGCCGGCCCAGCCUCUUUUGUUUUGCCCUGAUGGUGCCCAACACUGCGGAGCGUGGCUUGCUGGAAGAGGCGGCCAGGCUGAAGACGAGCCUUUUCGCCUGUGAUGAGCACAUGAUCUUCAGCAAUGAACCAGGCCAAGUCUGGGGCAGCCCCAUCUCCGUGCUGUGGGGUGUGGACUUGUGGUGCGGCAAGAACUUCACUCCCGUGGAGUUUGGGGGCGCAGGGCCCUCGGGGCCCUGGACGACCGCGAACACCCGAGUCUUCAAGAUCGUUUGGGAUGCCGUAUUGAGAAGUGGGCGCUGGAAGUACUACGACUGGACGGUGAAAAUGGACGCCGACACCGUGUUCCUCCCCUGGAAUCUGCGGGGCGCGCUCCGCCUCCCGCAGUUUGUGGACGCUCAGAACAAGCCGCAGGGAGCCUACCUCAAGAACUGCCCCAUGGGUUUGUAUGGUGGCUUGGAGGCCCUAUCCUGGCAUGCCAUUCUCGCCAUGAGCCAGCGCAUGAACCAAUGCCCCUACGUACCGCAGGAGGACGCUUGGCUGAGAACGUGCUUACAGCGCUUGGGGGUAUUCGCGGCAGAGGCCUAUGGCGCCUUUUGCCUCCGUGGCUGCGACAUUGACAUGGCCAACGUUCUGCAAUCCAAGGGGCAACCGGCGCCCGAAGGCAUGUGCCCCACCCACUACGGCAUGUGCGAAGGCCUGCAUGCCGCGUUCCACGCGUACAAGACGCCCUGGCAAUACUCGCAGUGCCACCAGAAAGCCGCAGCAGCGGUCGCGUGAAGUGAGCAAUUGUGAGCAGCAAUUUCCUGGCCAUUGUGAGCACCCAUGUUCAACCUGGCAUUCCUGCCAAGCAGUGUCGUGCGCUAAGGUUUCUUGUGCAAAGCAGCGAACGCUAUCGCGUUGCCAAUCGACCGAAGAGCGGAUGCCUGACCAGGCCGUGUUUGGGCU